Molecule: messenger RNA, 2302 nt
Organism: Saccostrea echinata
Lineage: Eukaryota; Metazoa; Mollusca; Bivalvia; Ostreida; Ostreidae
Product: Bardet-Biedl syndrome 1 protein homolog
Exons: 15
Coding region: 122-1906 (594 amino acids)
Biological process (GO): protein localization to cilium; non-motile cilium assembly
Cellular component (GO): centrosome; axoneme; BBSome
Molecular function (GO): smoothened binding; patched binding
Source: RefSeq, a predicted model, not a curated record
UUCGCAACAAUUGAACAAAUUUACCGACUUUUUUUGUCUAAAUCGAUGGUUUACCACAUAAUUAGCCGAUGUAGAUAAGGAACAACAGACCUGUUUGAAGAGAAGAUAAUAAACUUUUGCAAUGAUGUCAAGCGAAGACAAAGAUCAGGUUGAAAAUGACACGAUUGGUACGAUGGGAAAUGAUAAAUGGCUGGACGCUUAUAAGGACCCCGUUGCCUCUCUUUACACACUAACCCAGUGUAUCUGUCUGUCUGAUGUCCAAGCUGAUGGUGACUGGAAAUUAAUCAUAGCUGAUCUGGGGACAGGGACAUACAACAUGAAACUGAAAGUCUACAAAGGGACGAAUUUAAUGAGCGAGCACACGAUAAUUGACUUACCAACAGGAGUCGUGACAUUUUACAUGGACACACAUGAACCACGAACACCAGCCAUAGCUGUAGCUUCAGGUCCUUACAUUUAUGUAUACAAGAAUUUGAGGCCAUAUUUCAAGUUCACCCUGCCAACACUAGAGGUCAACCCAGUGGAGGCUGAUCUCUGGAAUCAGGUCAAAGAGGAAAAGAUAAAUAUAUUUGUCCUGAGGGAAAUGCUGGAGGGAAUGAGGGCUGAAGGCAUUGUGUUAACUGUAAGGUCACUGAGAUUUCUACAACUACAGGAUGUUGGAGAUUGUGAAACUUUUGCCAACAUGUACAAGCACACACCACUAAAGAGACAGACUGUGAUAACUUGUUUAAGUACUAUGAAGAAGUCUAUGGCGGAGGAAGACGCCAUCAGUUGUCUGGUUCUGGGUACAGAGAGUAAAUCAGUGUAUGUCCUUGACCCUGAGGCCUUCACUGUACUUACCACACUUGAUUUGCCUGCAGUACCUGUGUUUCUCAGUGUGACUGGUCUUUAUGACGUGGAGUACAGGAUCGUGGUAGCUUGUCGUAAUGGAUGUAUAUACACAUUGAAAAGAGGGACAACUGACCCCACAAAGAAUUGUAUUGAGUUGAAUUCUCAGCCUGUAGGUCUGGAAAGGAUCAACAAAACAAUUUAUGUGGGAACAAUGGAUGAAUCUCUACACUGCUAUACAUCAAAGGGUAAGAAGUUAUGGACAGUAAAAUUACCGGGGAGUAUGACAACUAUGGAGGUGAUAGACUACAAGAGUAAAGGCUUUAAGGCUGUGAUAGUGGCACUCAAUAACUGUCAGGUCCACAUCUACAAGGAGAAGUACCUCGUCAAUGUAAUCAAGUCGGAUGACGUGGUGACGGGGCUCAAGUUUGGACAGUUUGGCCGAGAGGAAGGAACUCUCAUAAUGACCCUGAAAGGUGGAGGGCUGAUGAUUAAGAUUCUGAAGAGGAAUGCGACGUUUGAGGAAAAGGAUUUGUCUGGAGGUCCUCCUGCAGCCCAGAACUCUCGUCUUAAUGUUCCAAAGAAAACCAAGCUGUUUGUGGAUCAGACAAUGAGGGAGAGAGAGAGUGCUGUCACUAUGCACAGGACAUUCCAAAGAGACUUGUAUCUACUAAGAUUGAACACACUGAGGGAGUAUGCCAAGUCUCUAGACAACAGCAUGAAUCCCAUCUCAUCUGAUCCCACUGAGCCACUCAAACUUAAUGCGCAGGUACAAGGAAUCGGUCCUACCUUUAAACUAACAGUCAAUCUACAGAACACGUCCCUCAGUCAGCCUUCCACUAGUCUACUGAUUACAUUCUUAUAUGAUGAGAAAUUGUACUCUUUCAAAAAAUCCUUCAUAGAGGUUCCCAUGCUGGUUCCUGGUCUGAACUAUGCCUUUGAGACUUUUGUUGAAUGUUUGAGUGACAAAGGGGUUUCAGACAAUAUCAAGGUGUUUGUUCUGAAGGACGGAAAGAGUGUUCCAAUCAUCACAGGUGUUAUCAGCAUGCCUGUCAGCGAGGGAUUGGUGGUAGUUUGAGGUCAACGAAGGUCAAACAUCUCCACCCACGCCAAACUUAUUUUAUUUUAUAUUGUGAAUUUCAGUCGGUAAAGAAACAAUUUGUGAGCUUUAAAAUUGAACUUUUAUUCCAUGGUGGAAAAAUUAACAUUCAAAUGAACUAUUUAUGUGCAAUGAUAAAAUAUUGAGAUACUAAAUUUGUAAUUUUUUCAGGGUGAAUGGAAUCUUACCUUACCCUUGAUUUGAGUGAUAACAUAGGAUUUUUGUUAGCUAUUUUAAUUUUUUCAGUAUUCCGUCCAGAUUACUGUUUUUCUCUCAAAUGUUUCCAUGUUUACUCUAUUGUGUGACAAAAAAAUGACUUGAUAUACUUUUAAAAUAAGCAAAAAAUAAUUAAAAAAAAAAAAGAAAAGAAGCUAG